AUCCGCUGGAUUCAUGUUCUCUCUGUUCAGCAUGUUGAACUCAAGACGAGGUGAGAGUGGCUUAAAAAACACUGAAUGAAGGAGAGAAGAAUCUAAAGCACCAGCUGAAUAACUCAAGACUUGGUUUUCUGAGAGGAAAUGCAUAUUCUUGGGACUACAUUGAUUUUUAUUAUAGCCCUCAAGGUCUGUCUAGGUUUCUACCUUCAGACGUCGGAGGUCCAUGCGUAUGUUGGAGAAAGCGUGGUCUUGUCCUGCAACGGUUCAGGGUUCCCCGAGCAGGAGCUGGACGUUCACUGGGAGGCGAUGGGCAAAGACGUGAUCUCUCUGCGAGGAGACGUCGUCACGGUCGGGAGAGGGUUUGAAGAUCGCGUGAACUUCCUCAGAGAUCCGGCAGAGUCUGAGGACUUCUCCCUCAUUCUGUCAGACGUGAUGCUGAACGAUGGAGACGUAUACGAAUGUCUCUGGGAGGGAACAAAACCCAUCUGCUCUGUGUUAGUACAAGUGUUACCUCCACAGGUUUUCACUAAUCAUGUUGAAGUGUUUGAGGGCGUCGAUAUCACUUUGGAGUGCUUUGGGAAUAUCCCUAAAAACAAACCUUGGGAAGACAUUUACAUCCAGUGGUUGAAGGAUGACAAAGAAGUCCUGCGCUUGAGCUCUGGAGAGAUGGACGUCAGUAUUGAUUACAGUAUCCUGAGGUUACCGGCCAAACAUGACAUCAGUCGCGGUAUCUUCUCGCUGAGCAUCCCGUCAGUCAGUGUUUUCGACCAGGGUGUGUAUCAGUGCCGCUACAAGAGCACCGAUUACGAGGCGCCACGGAGCGGAUUCCCGGAGACACACACGCUCACGGUUUCGGUGAUGGAUACACUUGUCACAGACACAGAAAGCGGCUCUGGUAUGUGUUUUGUUUCUGUUUGA
Molecule: messenger RNA, 915 nt
Organism: Carassius gibelio (silver crucian carp)
Lineage: Eukaryota; Metazoa; Chordata; Actinopteri; Cypriniformes; Cyprinidae
Exons: 5
Coding region: 139-915 (258 amino acids)
Biological process (GO): cellular response to lipopolysaccharide; T cell costimulation; immune response
Cellular component (GO): external side of plasma membrane
Source: RefSeq, a predicted model, not a curated record